Belonocnema kinseyi is the source of this 7365-nucleotide messenger RNA. RefSeq names its product laminin subunit beta-1-like. The coding region runs from base 188 to 6508 and encodes 2106 amino acids. Gene Ontology annotation, biological process: substrate adhesion-dependent cell spreading; basement membrane assembly; cell migration. The transcript has 22 exons. Gene Ontology annotation, molecular function: transmembrane signaling receptor activity; extracellular ligand-gated monoatomic ion channel activity. Gene Ontology annotation, cellular component: membrane; laminin trimer. The record is from RefSeq and is a predicted model, not a curated record. NCBI's taxonomy places the organism in Eukaryota, Metazoa, Arthropoda, Insecta, Hymenoptera, Cynipidae.
UUCUGCACGUUCUGCAAAAUCACAGCAAGAAAGCCAGUCGGUCGGUACUCGUCAUCGCGGCAGUCAUCGGCGGAUUUUUCGAAACUGUUCUCCAACCGACGAUCGGGGCCUGGUACCGGAAAGCCCUUUUGGUCUCACCAAGCCUUUCCGGUUAUCAGUGUAAAAUGCGCUGAAGAGGAAACUGACAAUGGAGGAGGUCCGCGAAACAGGCAUGCCUUCCGCUUCUGUUUCUUCAAUUCUUCUACUCCUUCUUGUCACUACCACCGAUGCCCAGAGAAGUUUGGAGUUUUUGGAUCUGCUGCCGGAGGAUCCAAAACUCUAUGACAAGAUGAGACCACCAAAACAAGGUGGACAAGCCACCGCUGUUUUUUUUCAUGUGACGGUGAUGGGUCUCGAUUCCAUCGACGAAACUUCAAUGACAUACGCCGCGGAUAUUUUUUUCGCUCAAACGUGGAAGGACAAUAGGCUACGACUUCCAGAAAAUAUGACGUCCGAAUAUAGGUUAUUAGAAGUCGACUGGUUGAAGAAUAUGUGGAGGCCGGAUUCGUUCUUCAAGAACGCGAAAUCCGUAACUUUUCAAACGAUGACGAUACCCAACCACUACUUGUGGCUUUACAAGGACAAAACCAUCCUUUACAUGGUGAAGCUGACAUUAAAGCUCUCGUGUGCCAUGAACUUUCUUAUAUACCCCCACGAUACACAGGAGUGUAAACUACAAAUGGAAAGCCUUUCACAUACAACGGAUGAAAUGAUCUUCCAAUGGGAUCCUGACGUCCCUCUUGUUGUCGAUGAGAACAUUGAGCUGCCCCAGUUGCAACUUGUCAAGAAUUACACGGCAGACUGCACCCAAGUCUAUUCUACUGGGAAUUUCACCUGCCUGGAGGUAAUUUUCGUCCUGAAGCGUCGUUUGGGAUAUUACUUAUUUCACACAUACGUCCCAACUUGUCUCAUAGUAAUCAUGUCGUGGGUGUCCUUCUGGAUAAAGCCCGAAGCAGCACCAGCUAGAGUUACACUUGGCGUGACUUCCUUGCUGACACUUUCAACUCAGCAUGCGAAAAGUCAAGCAUCUUUACCCCCAGUUUCGUACCUAAAGGCCGUGGACGCUUUUAUGUCGGUGUGUACGAUAUUCGUGUUUAUGGCUUUAAUGGAAUAUUGCUUAGUAAACAUCGUCCUUGGUGAUUCGGAUAUGCCGCCUCCCCCAAAACCACCCACACCGCCACCCCCACGUGCUUCAUCUUCUGGCCCAGAAGCAACCAAACUGGACAAAAUCUUCGACAUCGCGAGCAAGAAAUCGACAGCAGGUCCACCAGGUCCAACUCUAGCCCAACGUCAAAGAAUGCGAGCUCUCAACAUAGAUCGUUUCUCAAGAGUAUUCUUCCCAUUUUUAUUUGCAUUACUCAACGUCUCGUACUGGAUAACGUUCGCCAAGUACAUUACAUUCGGCGACGGAAAUUGUAUCCUCAGAACUCGGAACCAAUUCACAAUGGUUGUGUUUCGGCGCUGCCUGCUCGCAGAAAAUGUUUUUUUAUUUACAACUAUUUUCUUAUCAGCUCUUGCGGACCCCCAAUAUGGCCAAUCGAGAGAGCCAGUUAGAGGUAUCAAACAAAAAAGGAUUCAUCCCUGUGAUCAAAGUUCCUGUUAUCCUGCGACAGGAAAUUUAUUAGUUGGAAGGACAAAUCGGUUACAAGCCUCAUCCACUUGUGGAUUGAGGAAUGCCGAAAGAUAUUGUAUCGUCUCCCAUUUGAAAGAUAGGAAGAAGUGUUUCUACUGUGAGGCUAGUAACCCAAAGAGACAACAUGGUAUCGAGAACGUCAUUAGUGGAUCACCACACAGAACUUGGUGGCAAGCAGAAAAUGGAGUCGAGAACGUAACAAUUCGUUUUGAUCUAGAAGCUGAGUUUCAUUUCACACAUAUCAUUAUUCGCUUCCAAACGUUUCGACCUGCUGCUAUGUUGAUUGAGAAGUCCCAUGAUUUCGGAAAAACAUGGCAAGUGUAUCGGUACUUUGCACACAAUUGUGAACAUUUCUUCCCUGGUAUUCCAACUCAUAUGCCACAAAAAUUGACGGAUGUUAUUUGCGAAACAAGAUACUCGCACGUUGCACCAUCCACAAAUGGAGAUCUUAUUUUCAGAGUGCUACCAUCCAACUUGCUGAUCAGCAACCCCUACUCAACGGAAGUGCAGAAUCUCCUCAAGAUGACGAACUUGAGAAUAAACUUCACCAAACUUCACACACUUGGCGACGACCUCUUAGACAACAGAGCAGAAAUCAGAGAAAAGUAUUACUACGCCAUCAAUGAUAUGAUCAUUCGAGGAUCCUGUUCCUGCUAUGGUCACGCUUCCAGAUGUUUGCCUCUUCCAGGAGUUGUCAAUGAGGAGAAUAUGGUUCAUGCAAGAUGCGAAUGUACUCACAACACUAAGGGACUCAACUGUGAAUUCUGUGAAGAUUUCUAUAACGACCUACCUUGGAAGCCUGCUGUUGGAAAGCAAACGAAUACUUGUAGGAAGUGUAAUUGCAACAACCAUGCCACUUCUUGUCAUUUUGAUGAGGCGGUUUACGAAAGAUCAGGAAAAGUCUCGGGCGGAGUUUGCGAUAAUUGUCAGCACAAUACCAGGGGUCAAAAUUGUGAGCAAUGUGCUCUUUAUUUCUACCAUGAUGAGAGCAAAAAUAUCUCAGAUCCUGAGGCUUGUCAGCUUUGCGAUUGUGACCCUCGAGGUUCCUUGGACGAAGGAAUUUGUGAUUCUCGGACAGACCCAUUGAGUGGAGAGGAAUCAGGAAGAUGUCACUGCAAACCCAAUGUCCAAGGUCGUCAUUGUAACGAGUGCAAGAACGGUUAUUGGAAAAUCGAUUCCAAUAACCCAGAUGGCUGUCAAGCAUGUACAUGUGAUACUCUUGGAACUAUCAACAACGAGGGUUGCGACGUAUUAACCGGAGACUGUACCUGUAAAAGAUACGUUACAGGACCAGAUUGUAAUCAAUGUUUGCCGGAAUACUACGGUCUUUCUGAAGACGUAGAUGGUUGCAAACCUUGCGAAUGUGAUCCUGGUGGUUCUCUUGAAAGCUCCUGUGAUGUUGUUACAGGACAGUGUCGUUGCAGAUCUCAUGUUAGUGGAAGAACCUGUAACCAGCCAGAGCAAAGCUACUACACAGGUUAUAUAGAUUUACUGACUUAUGAAGGAGAACUGGCAAGAGGAACUGAUAAUUGCCAAGUAGUCAUUAGAGAGCCUUACAGAGACGGAAGGAAUAGCACCUGGACAGGAAUUGGAUUCAUGAAAGCCCUUGAGGGAUCCACCUUGAACUUUACAGUUGGUGAUAUUUACAGAUCGAUGUGGUAUGACAUCAUAGUUCGAUAUGAACCAGUGCACCCUGGUACAUGGAACGAUGUACAGAUUGUGGUCGAACGCCACGAACCAGUAAAUCCAAAUGGACCUUGUGCAGAAUGGAAACCAGAUGACGAUCGAUUGUGGACUCAGUUGCCAGCAAAUUCCCGAAGUGCUGAGGCUAUUCCACCCAUUUGCUUAGAAGCUGGUAAACAGUACAAUAUCUUGCUAACUUUAACGCAAUUUGUUAGUCCUGCAGAUACACCUUCUGCUUCUAUUCUCGUAGAUUCGAUUGUCCUCAGACCAAAUAUUGAUUACAUUCCAUUUUUCAACGGCUCUGGCUUAGCAGAACUACGAAGGCAAGAAUACGAAAGUUAUAGAUGUAAUGAAUUCUUCAACAAUGUAGGCUACAGACAGGAUGCACCUGAUGUCUGUAGCAAAUACUAUAACAGCAUUGGUUAUUACGUUUAUGAUGGUGCACACUUGUGUGAAUGUAAUCCCACUGGAUCACACAGUGCCUUCUGUGAAAUCAAUGGUGGGCGCUGUUACUGCAAAACCAAUGUUGUUGGCAGACGUUGCAACCUAUGUGCUCCAGGAACUUAUGGAUUUGGUCCAGAAGGUUGUAAGGCAUGUGACUGUGAUGGUGUUGGAGCUUUGGACAAUUUCUGUGACGAUGUCAUCUGUGAAUGUCGUGAAGGCUAUUCAGGACCAAGAUGUGACAGCUGUGCUGAAAACUACUAUGGGAAUCCCGAAGUACCUGGUGGAAGUUGUUCUACCUGUGACUGUAGCAACAAUACGGACAUAUACAGGCCAGGAAAUUGUGAUCCAAACACUGGACGCUGUCUUCAAUGUUUGUACAAUACGGCCGGUCCAAACUGUCAGAUCUGUAAGCCUGAUUACUUCGGUAAUGCUUUCUUUAAGGAUUGUCAACCGUGUGGGUGUGAUGUUCUUGGAACAGACAGACAUGUUGGAUCUUGCGAUCAUCGAACCGGACAGUGUCCUUGCCUCCCACACGUUGUUGGUAAGCUUUGCAACGCCUGUGAAGAAAAUCACUGGAAGAUUGCUAGUGGUCAAGGUUGCGAUCCUUGCGAGUGUGACCUUAUUGGCAGCGUAUCUGACAAAUGUAAUCCCUUCGAUGGAACUUGCGAAUGUCGUGCAGGCUUUGGUGGCAGAAGAUGUAACGAGUGCCAAGCCAACCAUUGGGGUGACCCCAACGUGGAAUGCUUCCGUUGCGACUGUGACCAGGUAGGAUCAGCCAGCCCACAAUGUAACAGAGAAACCGGUGCCUGCAUCUGCCACAAAGGAAUUGGAGGUCCCAAAUGUGAUCAGUGUGAUCGUAGUUACAUCGGUUACGCUCCUAACUGCAGUCCUUGUGGCGAAUGUUUCGACAAUUGGAAUAUGAUCCUUGAUGGUUUGAGUAACAAGACCGACUACGUUAUCGCGGAAGCCUCCAACAUUCAAAAAGUAGGAACCACCGGAGUCUACAGUCAAGAAUUCGACGACAUGGUGAACUCUAUCGAACAGGUGAAGACUCUGCUUGGAAAUGCAACAAUCAGAAUCCAGGAUGUAGAUGAACUAAAUAAACUCGCGAAAGACUUGAACAAGAACGUUUCCGCCACUGCAGAAAAUCUUCAGAGCGCUGAUGAACUCUUGAAUAAUGUCAAGCAGAGGGUGAACAUCAAUGAUGUAGCUUUAAAAACGUUGAAGAACAAAACGAACAGUCUUAAUAAGCAAGCUGCUAAUCUGAAGGAAAACGCGACCUUUUUACAAGAGGGAAAUGUCCAAGGUGCAUUGAAUGUCACCCGACUGAUGACUGCGCAAUCUCAGCAGGCUGAAAAAAUGGUAAACGAUACCACACACAUUUUGGAUAAUGCUGACAAGUAUAAGAAACAUACUGAAUCCCUGAUUGCCAAAAACAGCGAUGCAGUGGUUGAAGCUCUUUCGAAGAACAAGGAAUCUCUGGAGAAGUUGGGGGAGAAGCUGGAUGCCUUUGCAGAAGAAAUGCCCGAAUUAAAUUUGAAUAUGUGUGGACAAAAUGUAACGGAGUGUGGCAGCGUUUGUGGAGGGGCUGGAUGUGAUAAGUGUGGAGGACUAUCUUGCGAUGCUGGGGCUAAGACGAAGGCUACUCAGGCUUUGGAUGUUGCGAAGAAGCAAUCUACAAAGAUUAAGAUUUACAAAGAUGAGGCUGAACAACUGCUUCGUAGCCUGAACCAAGUGAAGAGUGACGCCACCUCAGCUCGCUCAAACGCUCAAGACGCUUUCAAAUUCGCGUCAGAUGCUCGAAACCGAUCCAACGACUUGGCGAGGAAUAUAAGCGACUUGGCGGACAAGAUCGGAAGUCUUCUAGAUCAAAACCAGAACCAGGAUCAUACAACACCGGCUCAAGUCAGAACACUCGCCGAAGAAGUAAUCGCGAAGAAUAUUCCUCUCAAGCCCGAAGAAAUCAGAGAGCUUGCUGAUAAAAUCAAGCAGAUUGUUGGAUCUCUCACCAACUCUGAUACGAUCCUCGCUGAUACUAAAGAUGAUUUGGAUCGCGUCCUAGAACUGAAAGCUCAAGCCAAUCGGACUAAGGAAGCAGCUCUUGAGAAGCAAAAUCUGGCAAGCAAGGUUGAUGAUCUUCUAAAGGAAGCCAAGGAAGCUCAAGAUUUUGCUGAUUCUGCCAUCGAAAAAGCUAAUAAAGACAUCACUCUCUCUGAAAAAGAUCUAACAGAGAUCAUCGAGGUGACAAGCAAGGCCAAGAAAAGGGCAGACAAUACUAAAAAUUCUGUAAAUGCUCUCGAAGAUAGGCUGAAUACACUGCUCUCUCAUGCUGGAAGGAAUGAAUUUAUUGUCAAGGAGGAAAUUGCAAUUCAAAGUGCAAAAGUAGGCGAGGAAGCUAAAUAUGUUGAAAAUAAAACUUAUAAACUUGGAGAAAAGUAUAAACAAGCUAGUGACACUCUGAAUGAGAGAGUGGAUAAAAGUAAGGCCAAUAUUCAAAGGGCAAAGAGACUAUUGCAACAAGCUUCAGAACUGACUGCUGAUACCUCUGCUAAAUACAAAGAUCUUUAUGGAAUGGAAAGUGUCUAUAAAGAGAAUGAGAUAAUUUUAAGUGAGCUGAUGGCUAAUGUUGAUGCCAUGAAUGAGGAAAUGAGUCGCCAGCUUGAGGACAUUGAGAAAAAGUCUCAAGCUUACAGGCAAUGUUCAAUCUAGGAAGAUGAAGGUGCUGAAUGCAAACCAGUAGGUCUGUUUCUUUGCAUUCAUAAAAUCAGAGAUCUGUAAAUUAUGUGUAGACAUGAAUGAUGUUUUCUUAAGAAAUGUAAAUGUGAAGAUAUUUUAUAUUUAAGUAAUUACAGAAAUUUAUAUACAAAGUUUUUUGUUAUUUUAGGUUCUAUAAAGCAUUUUUCAUAAGUCAUAGUGCUUAGUUUUAUCCUUAUUUCUAAAUAUUCUUCUUUUGAUUUAUUCAUUUGAAACUGUUUUAACCUUGUCACAUUUACAUUUGUAUUUUCCUAGAUACUCGUCCAUUUUUCUCCCUCUUUUUAAUACUCUAACCCCUCUGGCGAUGUGAUGUAUUUAUUAUAAUCUCUUUGAGACAUAGAAAUAGUAUAACAGAAUUGGUUUGUAACUGAAUGAGAAGAGAAUAUACAAAAUUCCAUUUCUUGUAAAGACUAAAGAAAAUCAUUUGGAAUGAAUGUCAGAUUCAAAAUCCAAUUUGGGACCAUUUUAAAAAUCUUUAUUCUCUGAUUUUGACUGUUACCUUGAAAGUGCCAUAAGUUUGGACCUAGGUCCAUUAUUUUAAGAGGUAAAUUACGUUAAAAAGGAAAUAAAGCCGAGCAGACGAGGAUGUACAUAUGUAAAUAUAAUAUAUCGAUGAUAAUCAUCCGUAUCUUUUUCAGGAAGAUUUAUGCUCUCUCAAAAAAGUAGGACGUAUCAUUAAUUUAAGAAAACAGAUAUUGUUAAUAGACACUUCCAUAACACAAAAUUCAAUGGCUUAAAAGAGGGGAUAUAAAUAAUAUAAUGUUUAAAAUAAAUAAAAUAAUUAAAUUCUUCGAUCUUUUCUAAGAAAUAUA